AUGAGUACAGAAUGUUCAGUGUUAUUUCAAGUGACAGUAAGAACAUCUCUUUCUUAAGUUGUUGGUGUAGUUGGUAAUCAAGUUGAAUUAGGGAGUUGGAAAGAGAAUUGUAUGUGCAUAUUAAAAACAGAUCCAUAAAUAUUUCCAAAAUGGGUAGCUGAAAAACCUAUAGAGUUUAAGCAAGGUAAAUAAAAUGAUAUAAUUAGGAACUAAAUUGGAAUUUAAAUUUGUUAUAUUAGAUAAUGGAAAAGCAAUAUGGGAAGAAUUAACUUAAAAUCGUAAGUAUCGAUGUAGAUAUUGGAAAGUAAUAUUGACAGCAGAAUGGAAUAAUUAUGAAGGAAAAGAAAUUGUAGAGAAGAGGUUUAAGUCAAGUGUAUGUUUGAAUUAAGAGAUAUUAAGUUAAUAUAAAAAGCCUAAAUUGAGUGAUCAAUUUAAUCCAUUUAAUUAAGCAAGUGAUGAUUCAGAAGAUUCAGUAGAUGGUUUUGAUAGUUUUACUAAAGAAAUAGCUAAGAGAGAUUAUUCUGAAUCAUCAGAAUCAGAAGAAGAUAAAAAGAAACCAGUCAUUGAAAUUACUAAAGAUAGUGAAUUUUCAUCACUUUAUGAUUUAUAUACUGAGAAUCCAAAGUUUAGAUAAUUGAAGAAUUUUAGUUAAAAUGAUAUUUUAUAUGAAGUAAAUGAAGACCCUUUAAUAGGAAUUAGUGAUGAGGAUUCAUUAUUAAUAUCGACAUUCUAUCUUCCAAUUAUUGUUAUUAAAUAAUCAGAUGGAUCAUAUUAAAGACGUAAUUUUUAGCAUUCAUUCAGUUUGCACUUAUUAUUUGGAGUUCAGUAAUUUAAAAGAAUUUGGUUUGGAUUACCUAUAGUAUUAAAUGAAAAAGGAGAAAAAAUAACUGAUAAAAGUGAUCAACUUAAAUAGUAUUUAAGUCAAUUUGGAUUUGUUCCUGUAUUUGUCAAUUAAGAAUGUCUGGACUAUUUUAAUUAAGAAUUCUGUACUAAAAUCUAUUAACCUAUUAUGAAUAAUGAUGUCAGUAUUACAAAACUUGCUGCACUUGAAUAUUCAGAUCAUAUGUAAGAAUGCUUUAAAAAACUUAAUGAUGAAUUUUUUUAAGACAUUAAAACACAUAUCAAUCAAAAUUCAAUUGCUUUGAUAGCUGAUUAUAGAUUAUUAUAUUUAAGUUAAAUCUUUGUAAAUCAUAAAUUUACACGAUUACCUUUAGUAAUAUUUUAUAAUAGAUUAUUCCCUCACAUUGACAAUUUAAAAUUAAUCCCUUUUUAUCAUGACAUUACUAAUUCAUUUUUACAUGCAAAUGUUAUUUGUUUUAGUAAUUAUAAAACAGCUAAUGAAUUCUUAACAGUAAUGAAAGAGAUCUAUUAAGUUGAAUAUCAUUCAUUUAAAGGAAAUUUAGCAUUUCACUAUUAUGGUAGAGAGAUCUAUAUAAAAUUAAAAAAUCCAGGGAUAGAAAUUAGAGCUUGUGGAGAUCAUAGAUACGAAAUUCCUGAAGCUAUAUAAAAUAAAUUAGAUGAUAAAACAGAAAUUAGUAUAGUUGGUGUAGAUACUUAUGGGCAUUAAUCAGGAGUUGAACUUAAAUUUAGACAUCUUUUCAAAUUUAUUAAAGAAACAGAUAUUAUAUAAAAAAAUCCUCAUAUUAAAUAUGUUUAAAUUUAAUUAAAAGCAUUUGAAGAUCAUGAUGUUAAUGAAUAAAGAAUUUCUUUAUUAAAUCAAAUCGAUUAAAUAAAUUCAUUUCUAUAUCCAAAAAAAGACAAUUAUUUUAUCAAAUUGAUAGAAGAAGAUAUGGAUUCUAAGAAUCGAUUUAAAGAAUUUGAAAAAGCUAAGAUAUAUUUGCAAUGUAAAUAUAGUGGUAGACAUGACUUUUAUUUACAGGAAUAUAUUCAUUUAAAUAAAAUGCCUAUUGCUUUAAUAAGUGAUUCAAGUUGUUAUCAUAGAGGAUUUUAAUCAAUAGUUGCAUUCAAUUUAUUUUCACAUUAAGAAUUUAAAGAUAAAUUCUAAAAUUUAUUAUUAAAAGUCAUACAAAAUUCAUAUUAAUUUAUUUAAUUACAUAAACUUAGAGUUGAAGCUGAUUAAUUAAUAAUUAGAAAAAAUUAAACAUCUUAAUGGAUUGAGAAUAUAUUUAUUGAUGCUAAGAAAGCAAUUUCAAUGUUAAAAUUUGCUUAAAUUAGUUUAAGGAUUUAAGAUGGAUUAAUGAUUAAAGUUGCACAUAAUUUAAAAUUUUAACACUUAGAUAUAUAAGCUGUUUCUAAAGCAUAUUAAUAAUCUUAAAAGCCAAUAAUAAUCAUUGAAUUUGAAACAAUUGUGACUGAUUAAUAUGUUAUAGAUUAUAAACCGAAGCAUUUUCUUCAACAAAGUCCACAUUUAAAAGGAAAUGAGGAACCUAUAAUGAUUAGAUAAGUUUAGUAAGAUUUGAUAAAUAAAAUAAAGGAUUUAUCUAAAUCUUGUAAAGUAUAUAUUGUAUCCGGAGGUGUAUAUAAUGAAUUAUCUUCUACUUUUAGUGGUUAUAAUGUUGGUUUAUUUGCUGAAAAUGGUUUUUUGUAUAGAUAAGAUCAAUUAUAAUGGAAUUCUCUAUUUAAUUUAGAUUUUUAAUGUUUAAUAUAGGUUAGAAAGAUUUUCAAUCAAUAUGCUAUGAAAACAGAAGGUGCAUUUAUAGAAUCAAAAGAAAGUUCAAUAAGUUGGAAACUUAUGAAUUAAGAUGAACAUGCAUAAUAAUUAAUUUAAGAUGUAGUAGAGAAUGUUUAAAUAAUUGUUGAAAGAUAUCCUAUGUUUUAAUUAAUAGUAGGAUGUAAUUAUGUGGAGGUAAUUCCAAAAAAUCUAAAUAAAGGAAUGAUUCUAGAAAUCAUAAUGCAAAAAGAAAAUUUAUAAAGAGGAAAAUUAGAUUUUGCUUUAAUAAUAGCAAGAGGAAUUAAGAAUGAAGAUAUCUUCUCUCAUUUUAAAGUAAUUACUUAGAGCAGAAAAUAUUUUAGUGAAGUAUAUUUAUUAUAUUAAAUAAUAGAAUGCCAAUCUUUUUUCAGUUUCUUAAGGACUUGUACCAUCAUAUGCUAAUUAUUAUCUUAAUAACCAAUAAGAACUAAUUUAAUUAUUUAAGACUAUAUGA
Messenger RNA from Paramecium sonneborni, 3104 nucleotides. Lineage: Eukaryota; Ciliophora; Oligohymenophorea; Peniculida; Parameciidae. The record is from the annotation of a GenBank genome assembly.